Molecule: messenger RNA, 609 nt
Organism: Haemonchus placei
Lineage: Eukaryota; Metazoa; Nematoda; Chromadorea; Rhabditida; Trichostrongylidae
Source: the annotation of a GenBank genome assembly
AUGUGUGACUGUUUGCGACAAUUAUGGCUGCUGACACACAAGAAUCUGAUUCUGAGCCGGCGUAAUAAAGUAUGGACGUUGUUCGAAGUGAUUCUACCUAUUAUAUUCCUUCUUCCAGUCACAUUGCUCGUUGUGAGGGGUGGCACCGUGCAGUUGUCACCAGGUAGUUCGUUCGAGCCUGUGCCCUUGGAGGGUGGAGCAGAAGACAUCACUAUUUAUGAGGCGUUCUCAUCCAUACAAGAGCGUUGGUGCGAUCGUGGACAUGUUCUUAUAGCUUAUUCCACACAAGAAAAUCAUGAUUCCGUGGAGGAUUUGAUGAACGAACUGGCCGCUCGAUUCAGCAACUCUUCUGUAAAAGUAGACGUCGUGUACAUAAAAGACGAGACGCACUUACUUGAUGAACUUCGUGCAGACGCUCCCAAUAGCAGUGAUUUUGGUUGCUGUAUCAACAAAUACGCAGGUGGUGUGAUAUUCAACCAGUUUGACACAGAAGCUGCUAAGCUUGAUUACAAACUACUCGUACCUGCUGGCACCAGUAUCUUUGAUGAUUGGUAUCUCGAUGAGGAAUGGGAUGAACCAUUUGAAAUCGAUGAGAGUGGCUAUAGGUGA